UCCUUAUCUUCCGCAAGUGCAUUCCUCAAGGAUACAUUCGGUAAAGGCAAGGACAAAGCCGCAGAAAUCAAGGAUGAAACCGAAAAGAAAGCCGAAUCCGCUGCUGAUUCGAUGAAGGAUAUGUUCAAGAAUGCCCAAGACAGCGCCAACAAGGCUUGGGAUGAUACUGGAAAGGGCGUUUCAUCAGCCUACGACAGCGCCAAGAAUAAGGUAUCUACAUUUGCCAGUGACGCUCAAGCGGAGGCGAAAAAGGCUGGCGAGACCACUGCCGAUACAGCACAUGACGUCGGAGAGAAACUGAAACAUACCGCACAUGACGUUGCCAGUGCGGGUGAUGCAAAGCUUCACUCCGCUGAAGACAGCGCAGCGAAAGCUCUCGAACACGCGAAGCAGAAGGUCGGCGAGUUGACGGAUAAGGCUUCUCAGAAAGCAACUGAACUGUCGGCUCAUGCUCGUGAAGAAGCAAAGGCUGCUGAGGCCUCUGUCAAAGAUGCUGCUUCGGCUGCUGCCCAUAAGGCACACGAGUUGGGGAAAUUCGCCGAUGACACGACGUCGUCGGCGAUUGCCGAGGCAAAAUCGGAAUUAGCCGAGGCAUGUGAUGCAAUUCAAGAACGAGCUACAGCCAUUGUCGAAGAAGUGAAACAUAUCACCGAAACUUCUCCUCAGUCUCCAGAUAAAGUUCCAGGGCAGGCGGCCAGUGCAAAAGUUGCUGGACAAGUUGAUGAGGUGACCGGCGCUGAAGCACCAGAGAAAGACUUCAUAGCGAACGUCUAUCAUGAGGAUGUUGUCGAACAUGCAAUGGAUGAACAGAAAAAGGGACCAUUGCUAGAAUACGUGGGCGACUUUUGGCAUAUGAUUACAUCAGAGAGUAGCAAAGUGAUUGUGAUGUUAUGCAAUUUCAACGAAGGGAAACAUGAGAAAUGCUGCUUGUACCUGCCAAAAGAGAAGAAGGAAGUUGGAAAUUUUGGUGGAUUCGCAGUAGCUGUCAAGGCAUCGAAACCUGAUCCUUUUGAAAACAUCAAGCAUACUGAACUGGAAGUAAAGUACGGCGAAGGUAAAACUUUUACGGUCCACCAUUUGGCAUAUUUCGAGUGGCCUGACCAUACGGCACCGCUAAAUCCCGGGCCUACGGUUGGAAUGCUGAAAUUAUCACGAACGUUGGCUGCAAAACAUCCUAUUACGGUACACUGCUCGGCUGGAAUCGGACGAAGUGCCACGUUUGUCGGUAAGUUUGCUCAAUUCUCAUUGUUCUGGGACUACAGGACCUCGACACGUAAUUAG
Molecule: messenger RNA, 1281 nt
Organism: Haemonchus placei
Lineage: Eukaryota; Metazoa; Nematoda; Chromadorea; Rhabditida; Trichostrongylidae
Source: the annotation of a GenBank genome assembly